ACUUUUCUGUCUUUGUCCUUUUCAUUAAUUUUAUGUUCUGUGUUGCUAUUACUGUAUUGCACUACUAUGUACGUUAUUAAUGGUAAAUUGUUAAUGAAAAACUGUUGAUUACAGACUUACAGUAAAUUAAUCGCUACUCCGUUUCCGCCGUCUGUUUCGUAUGUUGGAUAUUACUAACUUGGAUGUCUGGGAUGCUGCAGUGAGCAGUCUGCAGAUUGCAGGACAUUUUGCAGUAGUCCCCUUGUCGACACUUGAUUUGAGCUUCGUGACGCCAGUUACCCAGUACUUGUACAUGUAUGUAGAUUGUAGAGUUGUAUUACCGUACGUUUUACUUUUUCCCUUCUGUUUACAUGUUGCUUCUAAUAUCGCUAAUUUUGCAUAAAAUUGUUAGCUAUUUUCUGGAAGGGUUGGUUCUGACUUGCCUGGCGCUGCCUGCUAUUCAUUUGACCGAUUUCGGAUGUUGAGUGUUGACUGUGAAGGAGUUUUGCAUUAAGACAGUCAAGCAUAUUCUGUAGUCACCAUGUCUGUUGGCGGUCAAGAUGCAGUUUCGCUGUCUGUGGAGUCCAGCGAAGAGUGCGCACAGCACAAGGGGAAACAUUCCGGAUCACGUUUGCAGACCAAAUUAUAUGAAUGCGCAGUGGGGCAGUUGACCAUCUACAUCCAAUUGGUGAAGUUAAAGCAGUCCUGCUUUCUCUGGAUCGGCGACCAGCGAAAAUGCUUGGACAAUCUGACGGUAGCGUUGCCGAACCCUUUCGAAGCACCGCCACUAGCCAGCAGCAUUCUCGACCGACGUCCCGCGGAUUCCAUUGGAAUGAACGAUGAGAGCCGGAGGCUGGCCAUGAAAUUGUCAAAGAAACUGGGAGCCCAAGUGUUUGUGUCAUACACCGUGGAUAGUCCGCCGGAGGUGGAUGUGAUCAGUGUAGUGGAAAAGUUCCUCUUCGAUGCUCUGCGCUCGGGCGACACUUUCACUCUGUGAUGGAUAUGCUGGAGAAAAAGAUUUGUUUAAUGGAAAGCGGUCCUGAAGCGUGUUGUUUCGGACGAUGGUGCGCCGUUUUCUGAAGUAAGAUUUCUCCGCGUCGGCUUGACCGUAUUUCGUUAUACUGGUUUACACUUUUCUUAAUUUCUUCAUUGUUUGUUCUUGCUGAUAUAUCCAUCAAAUAGCAAUUAUGUAAAUAUACACGAUAAAACUGAAAAACAGUGUGC
Paramacrobiotus metropolitanus is the source of this 1203-nucleotide messenger RNA. RefSeq lists its product as uncharacterized. The record is from RefSeq and is a predicted model, not a curated record. The transcript has a single exon. The coding region runs from base 521 to 976 and encodes 151 amino acids. NCBI's taxonomy places the organism in Eukaryota, Metazoa, Tardigrada, Eutardigrada, Parachela, Macrobiotidae. Gene Ontology annotation, biological process: proteasome assembly.